Trichobilharzia regenti is the source of this 288-nucleotide messenger RNA. Lineage: Eukaryota; Metazoa; Platyhelminthes; Trematoda; Strigeidida; Schistosomatidae. The record is from the annotation of a GenBank genome assembly.
CGCAACACCAUUUCUGAAAAGUCUACCCUUAACACUCCAACACUUGAUCGUAUAUUGUCUAAAGUUGCAAUAGCUGAACAAUACAACCUAGAUACCGUUAAUAAUAAUAAUGCCAAGCAUAUUGAACCAGAAACAAUGCCAAUAUCUCCUGUACGAUAUGGUGGUCGACAUAAUCGUCGGUAUAACCGUGAUAUGCGACGUCUUUUAAGAAGACAACGACGUAUGAUGAGACAACAACGCAAAAUGUAUCGUCGAGGUUAUGGACCUUUCUAUAGGAAUCGUUUAUAA